UGAGUUUUUUUGGCGAUUUCAGCUGCGCCAUUAUAUUCUCUCGAAAAAUUAUAAUAAUUCUUAAAUGUAAACAAAAGUGAUUCAUUUAAAUCAAAAUGACUGAAGAAAUUAGCAUUAAGUCUUCUGGACUUACAUUAGCGUCAUUAAUGAGUGAAUGCGAACAAGCAGACUUUGACAAGAUUGGUUUUCUUUUGGGCUAUUAUUCCGAAGAAAUCAUCAAAUCCGUAACAGAUGCUGAAAUUGAAACAAUAAAAAUAAAGAAAAUGUUAAAUAUAACUGGUAUAUUUCCAAUAUCUGAUGUAUUUUACAAUCAUAUCGGUGAAGUUAAUCAUAAAAAUAAGAAUAUCGAAUAUAUUCGAAAUGAAAAGAAUGUAAUUGGAUGGUAUCGAUCUCGAAAACAUACAAACUUAAAGAUGACGGUACGUGAGAAAUUAAUUCAUAAAGAAUUGUGUAGUAUUUCCGAUAAACCUGAUAUGUUUACAUUUUGUGCGUUAACAUCAUCGUAUACGAAGAAUAGUGCAACACACACGUAUUCACAGAUAUUCUAUCGUUACGAUUAUACACAAUUUAUCGAAAUACCAUUAAUCAUAACAAAUCUAGGUGAUGCCGAUAAGUUAUAUAAAACGACUAGUCAAAAAACGGGUACAAUCGAUAAAAUUAUUCGUAAUAUACGAUCAGAUGUUAACGUUAAUUCGGAUUUAUGUUUAAAUAAAAUUGAAAAUAGUGUUCAACAGCAUAUUUAUUCGUUAAUUAAUCAAGUAAGUAAAUUAUAUGAAGAGAAAAAACAUUUAGAAUUAGAAAUACAACGAUUUAACGAACAAGAAACGCACGAAAGUGAUGAUUCUUCUCCGUUAAAAGAGAUUUUUACAAAAACAUCCGAAGAAUUAAAAGAUAAAUUAAAUUAUGCGAAUGUGUUAAAAAAUAAUUCACCGAUUGUUAAUAAAGAAACGAAGAAAGCAUUAAAUGCUCAAUUAAAAAUGGUACCAGAUUCUCCGAAUACAAAAGAGAAAUCAUCAAAAGCUAGGAAUUCAUUACCAUCACCUUCAACACAUAUUACACUUCGAAAUCGAUCAUCACGAGCAAAUCGAAGUUUAUUAAAUAACUCAAAGGAAUUGAAUACUAGCGGUUUGUUGCAGGAGAAAGAUGAAUAAAAAGAAAAAAAACCUCGUUGUG
This is a messenger RNA of Chrysoperla carnea, 1173 nucleotides long. RefSeq names its product BRCA1-A complex subunit Abraxas 1-like. Gene Ontology annotation, biological process: protein K63-linked deubiquitination; mitotic spindle assembly; attachment of spindle microtubules to kinetochore. NCBI's taxonomy places the organism in Eukaryota, Metazoa, Arthropoda, Insecta, Neuroptera, Chrysopidae. The transcript has 2 exons. Gene Ontology annotation, cellular component: nucleus. The coding region runs from base 96 to 1151 and encodes 351 amino acids. The record is from RefSeq and is a predicted model, not a curated record. Gene Ontology annotation, molecular function: polyubiquitin modification-dependent protein binding; microtubule binding.